Messenger RNA from Anastrepha ludens (Mexican fruit fly), 4881 nucleotides. It is a transcript of the gene Cc2d2a, whose product is annotated as coiled-coil and C2 domain-containing protein 2A. Gene Ontology annotation, cellular component: ciliary transition zone. The record is from RefSeq and is a predicted model, not a curated record. NCBI's taxonomy places the organism in Eukaryota, Metazoa, Arthropoda, Insecta, Diptera, Tephritidae. Bases 507 to 4772 code for a protein of 1421 amino acids. The transcript is spliced from 9 exons. Gene Ontology annotation, biological process: protein localization to ciliary transition zone; non-motile cilium assembly.
GGGGCUUGCCAUUGCCUGCCGAGGGGCAACCGGUAUUAGAAAAAAACCUUUUCUUCAUUUUGGUGUUUCACGGAGAUUCGAACCUCCGAAUUACGAAUGGUAUUCACGCACCAACACAUUCGGCUACGGCAACCGCAACCGAGUGACAAGCCCUUAGCGGGAUAUAAAUCCGGGUAAUUCCGGUAACAUAGCACCGACUCUCGUGGGAAUGUCAGGAUUGCUCUGGAUCCUUGUAGUGGAGGGAGUUGGUUUGCACAACAACAGUAAAAUUCCUCAAAAACAAAAAUUGAUGAAUAAUUUCAAAAAGGCUGCCUUAGGAAAAAAUUACUCAACCCUUACGAUUACUUGCGUUAAGUUAUAAAACAAUGUUACCUUGGAAACCCACUAAAACGGUAAACAGUUCACCAUACACAACAAACACAAAGAUAAGAUUGUGAAAGCUUCCGCGUGCAAUAAAUUAAAUUAAAUUUACAAUAAAUUUCUAAUAAAAACGAAACAAAAACAAAAUGAGCGGUAGUCCCUCCCAACGCACAAAGAAGAAACCAAAAGGUAAUCGUCCGAAGAAUCAGACGCAUAUAAAUCGCACCAAAUCGAAGCGCCGCAAAUCGCGACCCACACGCGAGUACCAGAAUAAUGAACGUGAAGUGCAGGUGCUUUUGGAGAACACAAGUCUUUCGAUCGACAACAGUCCACAGUCCCGACAAACAGAUGAGUUAACGCGCAGCUUGGAUUUCUUUUGCCGCACCAGCGAGGAGGAAUUGAUACCUUCGGCAAGCUCAAUGCGUAAGAUGGCCUUGAAAAGAGAACUCGUUGAACAGCAAGCGCUUAUUGAGGACGGCAGUUUCGACGAGGGAGCUGAUGAGGAGGUCAUUCAGCGACAGGGUGAGCUCACGAGCACCGAUUACGAUGAUGAGGAAGCGACUAGUGACAGCGCACCAACUGUGUCGCCUUCAUCUGCGCAGCAACGCGAGCAUACUGCUUCCACAUAUAUACAAAUCGAUAACGAUGUGUUGGUGCGACUGCAAGCGGGUGAAAAAUUCAUGCCGGACACCGCAUUACUCUUCAAACCAACCUCCAAAUUGACGCCGGAUGUCGCCUUGCUUGCACGUAGUGUUGGCGACGCGUUAGAAGACGGUAAACCGCAGCCCUUGCGCGCCAACACCUGUCGCAUGCUGAGUCGUCAUCAGGUAGAGCAACGCGCACGAGAUAAACCGAUUUCCAAAGUAUUAGUAGAACAGCUCAAGCGCGCACAAUCAAUGGGAUCACUUUACAUGAAAGAUCGUACACUUUAUCGCAGUUUUUGCGCGCAUAAAUUCCAUCCGAUCUUCUGCGAACCGACGCGGCAACCAGUUGAGAUACCCACACGUAAAUUUGUGCGCAUUUUCCUGAAAGAGCUACUCUUCACCGCGCAUCCACAGCUGCUGGAGGAACAUCAGCUCUCGAAUGCAUUGGAAGAGCUCUAUGCGGAGCAUGCACAGCGACAACAGCAACGUAUUUGUGAGAAAUUGCGCGCACAGCUGCAAACGGAGCGUCGUGUAGUCAAUGAACUGUUGCAGCGCGAGUCGAACAGCGACGCUGAGCUAGAUUCGGCGGCAACAAAGGAGCGACGUGCGCGUCAUAUAGAGCAGCAAUUGCUGGGUGUGCGCGCACUACGCGACACUCUUUAUGAGGAAGAGGCGCAUUCCAAGCAGCUACUCAAAGAAAUACUCGACACUUGGAUGCGUUUGAAGCAAUUACGCAAAACCCAAGCAUAUCAGUGCACGCGUUUCAAAUUGCGCAUUAGGGUGGAGGAUGCGACCAACGCGGCGGAGGAAAGUCAACGCUGGGCGGAACGCUUCGAAACGGAUUUGAAUGAGAUUUAUCGUGAGGAACUGGAGAUUUACUAUCGUACAAAACGACUGUGGAAGACGCGUGACCGGCAGGCAGACAUAGCGGAGCUGCCGAUCAAGCCACGCAAACCGGACAUUACACAGCUAUCCACGGAGCUGCGCGCAAAGCUGGCCGAAUGCUUGGGUGCGCCGGAUGAGCCGAAGAUCGACGUGCAACUGCAACGCGUGUGCGAAGAUGAAUUCUACAAUUUGCCCGGAUUACGGCGCCUCAAAAGCUUCUUUAUGAAAAUUUACUUUGAUGGCGAGUUUGUAGGCGCCACGGGCAGUUAUCGGAUUGAACCCGAUUUGCGGCUGCCAAUGAACGAAGUGUUUGGGAUAUUUUUGGAACGGCGCAUGCCGGAAGAUAUACGAGUCGCGCUUUACGAAAAAUUUCGCUUGCAUGCAGCGCGCAAAGUCGUCGACAUCCAGGUGCCAAUACCGCACGCGCUACAAACUGCCGACACCGAGGAGCAACGCGUCGCGUUUGAAACACAAAAAUCGAUAAAUAUCAGUGGGCGUCUCACCAUACGAUUUCACUGCGAGGAGCAAACACAGUUCGGUGCUCACUGGCAUGUUCCAAGAACCGCUGUUUCACUUCCAAGCCCAACCAGAAGUCUAGCAAGAGCUCGAGAAUGGCAUGCGGAGAAAUUGCUUGCUCACUUAGAUGAAAAUGCGCAGCACACUGAUGAGGAUAUGACAAUGGAUGCAGCCGAACCCGCUGAGACGUCCCCAGAGAAAUUGCCCCAAACGUGCACCUUUGAAGAGGAAUUGCUGCAAUUCUGUGCCAUCGAAGAGUUGGAACACAAUCGACGCUUCAAAUUGUUGCGUUCGCGUUAUUUAAAAAAUGAUGCGCGUACACGUGAUUUGCGCUUUAUUGCGGCGCUUGAUACUGAGAUUGAAUUCGAUUGGUCCGAUAAGGAGGCGGCCGUUAUCGAAGCGGGCGACUGGAUGGAUCCUAUAGAUCUGCACAAACAUGAAGGAAAGAAAUAUCUAAAACAACUCUAUGAAGCGAUACGAAGUCAGUGUGCCCGUUUGAGCACAGCAGCGGCCAGCACGGAGCAACUGCUAAUCGGAGAUGUGCCGGCUAGUUGGAGCACAUUCUUUCAAGCUUUGAGUUUGAUUUUUAAUCCUAAACGCUCAUUGAGCGCGCCACUCAGCCAUCAGUCACCGACGGCGCAUGCGCUCGCUUUGGAUAUGGAUAUUUGUCAAAACUUCAAAAUCGUCUUGAACGUUGUGCGCGCUACCGGGAUACCAGUACGCAUACCGAGCUCAAUGGAUAAUGAGAGUAAAGAGCGCAGCAACGAGAGCCCAAAUAUGUUCGUGACUCAGCUUUAUAAAUACUCCAACGUCCGUCCUUUCAUCGCUUUAAGCUACAAAGAUAAAUUUUGCCGCUCACUUACCGUCGAGGGCUCAACUCCGACAUGGAAUGAGCAGCUCAUUUUGCAGUUGAGCGGUAGCUUAACUGAUCUCCGCGAUGAUCUCAAGAUUUCGCUCUUCGAUGAAGUAAUCGAGAAUCAUGUUAACGACGAUCUUAGCAUCCGGAAUGUGGAUAUUUAUCAGCGCAUACAAACAAAUUGGUUGGGAGAAUAUCGCUUCCCAAUCCACGCACUGCUGGUGCAACAAAAGCUUGAGGGCGUCAUCGAGCUCAACACACCCAAAGUGCUGCUCGGCUACAAACAGCCUACGUUGGAGCACCUCACCUCUCAAGCCGAUGUGAAUAUAACUAUCGAACAAUUCCCAGAAAUAAAAGAAACUGUACGUCUUUGGUUUUACAUGAGCAUUGAGCCGCUUGUAACGCUGCCGCGCAUAAAUAUCACUUGCCUGGAGUGUGCUGAACUGAAGGAAGUGCGUCAUCAUCUGCAACAGUGGUGUUUGCAAGUGCAGGAGCUGCGUCCCCAACGUUACAUUGAACCAUUGGUUUGUACGGCGGAAGGCAAACGUGUAUGUUUGACGCGUCUCUUAGAGCCAGUGCCGCUGCCAUUGGAGGCGAGCGAACAGCAAUUGGAGUUGGCUUGCCGUUUCGUCUCACUAUUGAAUGUGCUGAAGGGCUAUGAUGCCUGCCUGCCCUUCGAAGGCGUUUGGUUGAAUAAUCAAAGUGUUUUGGAUACCAACUGGGGUACGGUAAAAGAUUUGGGUGUGCUGCUAUGCAAUUUCCUGCUCAGCAUUGGUAUGAACUGUUGGUUGGUACUUGGUCACGCCAUACCAUAUGGUGAGUGCACCUUUGUAUUAUAUAGAAGUGAAGAGGGUGAGCUGCAGCUAAUCGAUCCCUGUAACGGCAAGCGUUAUGGCACACGAGACGUAUUCUGUCCAUUGAAUAAGAUUUGCCUUGUGGUGGCGCAGGACAAUUUAUAUUGUAACAUUCAGGCGGAAUCGCGUGUAACAAUGACCAAUUUCAACUUGAACGACACGUCCUGUUGGCUGCCCGCCUUCAGCAAACGCAGUCCGGCUCCUUUGGGCGGCAUACAAAAAUUGAACUAUAACUACCAGCUCUCUUUUAACACUUUCGAAUUGAAGCGAAAUAUUGAACGCAAGAUAAUGAAAAAAGUGAAUUCGUGGCGAACAAUGCGUAAAACCAUUUGGAAUCGCGCUUUUCAACCACGUCUUCAAAGCAUUCUUCUAAGCCUGGAGCAACUAAGUACUUCCGGAAACGGUUCAUCAACCGAAGCCAAAUAUUCUGACCAAAUAGCAGCCGAGUUUCCAAAUUAUAAGAUAUAUGGCUAUGCGCUCAACUUUGCCUACACAAAUCUAACUUCCAUUUCGGAGCGCAUCAAAUCAACUGGCAUACAUUUGAAUACGGAUAAACGCGUGGAAUUUUGUUUGGCAACACACAUACACAUCUACCCCAACAAUGUGCUCUCAGUGUGGAUAUUUCUCAUAUCAUUAAUACCAAAUCGGCUUAACUAAAACUUAAACCAAGAGAAAAGUUUAUGUUUCAAAUCUACCGCAGGCAAGUAAUUAAAUAUUUAAGAGCUUAUUUUCAGCUAAAAAUAAGAUUUUUUAACUGAGGUCACAA